Messenger RNA from Medicago truncatula (barrel medic), 403 nucleotides. RefSeq lists its product as uncharacterized. The transcript is spliced from 2 exons. Lineage: Eukaryota; Viridiplantae; Streptophyta; Magnoliopsida; Fabales; Fabaceae. The record is from RefSeq and is a predicted model, not a curated record. Gene Ontology annotation, molecular function: metal ion binding. Bases 1 to 189 code for a protein of 62 amino acids.
AUGUUUGAAAUUUUCAAGUUUGUCUAUGUUGUAGUUAUAUUUCUUUCCUUAUAUAUUCUCUCAACGCUUAUUGAAUGUGAAAUUGACCUCGAUUGUCCAAAAUCCUAUAUCAAGCUUUGGGACAAAAAUUAUGCUCAUAGGUGCGUUAAUAACAUCUGUGAAUGGGUUAAAAAGCCUCGAAUAUAUUGAGUGUAAGAAAAUUCCCUAUAGAAUAGAAUGUUUUAUUGUGCUAUCAAAAUAAAUGUGCAAUAUACUUUAUGAUAGAAUAAUCCACGAGUUGUCAUUGACUUAUUGUAUUGGCACCCAAUCAUUUUAUUAUAUCUUUUCUUACCUAAUUUCAUGAACCUUGCGUUUAUGAUUUUUACUCUCAAAUGAGCGUAAGGCAUCAAAGUGUAUUAUUUAU